Tupaia belangeri chinensis (Chinese tree shrew) is the source of this 1780-nucleotide messenger RNA. RefSeq names its product CD46 molecule (gene CD46). The record is from RefSeq and is a predicted model, not a curated record. The transcript is spliced from 11 exons. Gene Ontology annotation, cellular component: cell surface. The coding region runs from base 61 to 1200 and encodes 379 amino acids. NCBI's taxonomy places the organism in Eukaryota, Metazoa, Chordata, Mammalia, Scandentia, Tupaiidae.
UCAAAAGGGACUCUCCUCAGUGGGCUCUCAGUUUCUUCGCGCAUCUCGGGGAAAAAAAAAAUGACGGCGUCCUUCGCGCCGUGCGUGCCCCUUCCAGGUCGCUGCGAGAGUCCCAUUUCUUCCCGGUGCUUGUUUGGGAUCCUUGUGGGAUCCCUGGUGUUCCUGCUGUCUGCCUCCUCCGAUGCCUGUGGUCCACCACCACUAUAUCUAGCUAUGGAGACUAUUGAGAAACCUAAAUCCAAUUAUUCAGUUGGCGAAAAAGUACAGUAUCGGUGUAAACCACAGUACUUCUACAUACCUAAACGGAUCAUGACUACUGUUUGCCUGGAAAAUAACUCAUGGUCUCUUGUCUUCGACUAUAAUUGUUUCUCAAAAGCGUGCUCAUAUCUACUACGUCCCGCAAAUGGUGGAUUAACCUACGACAAUGAUGAUGUAGGGUAUAAAUCUAAUGCUCACUUUUCUUGUAAAAAGGGUUAUCACUUAAUCGGUAAAGCAGUUCUAUCCUGUGACCUUGUAAAAGGCGAACUGGCAUGGUCGGGCAAACCCCCACGAUGUGAAAAGAUUGUGUGUGCACGACCUCCAGAAAUAAAAAAUGGAAAACACAACGCUAGUGAUAAAGAAGAAUUUCAGCAUCUGGAAACAGUCACUUACAGUUGUGAUCCUGCACCUGGACCUGACCCAUACACACUUAUCGGAGCAAGGACGAUUUACUGUUCUGGCCUUAGAACAUGGAGUAAUAAUGCUCCUGAGUGUAAAGUGAUCCAAUGUCCACUUCCAGUACUUCCAAAUGGAAAGCAGGUAUCAGGAUUUGCAGAGAAAUUUCCCUACCAAGCAGUGGUUAUGUUGGAAUGCAAUGCAGGGUUUUACCUUAACGGCAGUGAGAUACUCACGUGUGGCAGUAACAGCACCUGGGAACCCUCGUUGCCAUCCUGUAUUGGAGGUCCUUCUCAUCCGACCAAGCCUUCAGUUUCCAAUUAUCCAGGAUAUCCCACUACCCGUGAAGGACUACUUAACUUUGAUGAAUUAGAUGAAUGGACCACUGCUCUGACUGGUAUUACUGGAUUUGUUGGAAUUGCCGUUCUCUGCGUCUGCUUGUACAGAUGUUUUCAGAGGAGGAAGAAGAAAGGGAAAACAGAGGUUAAAGCUGAAUACCCCACUUACCAGCUUAAAUCAACCAGCGCAGCCGAGCAGACAAACUGAAUGGGUCCUGUGCACUGGCUUACCAGUUUACCCUUGGAUUCUGUUGAAAUCUCCAGAUCUAUAAUAAACAUUUCCAGAUUCACUCUCAUGAAUCCAACUGUUAAGUCAUAAUAAUAUUUUUUAUGUGGCUUGAAUGUCAUCACCAGCCUUUCAUGCUGCUUUGAGACGUGUGUGCCUUUGGGCACGAGUUACUGUUUGUGCUCCCUGAAACGGCGCUCAUCACAAGGCGAACAGGUACAGUAUAACCUGGUGCCAUUCAGGGGGAAGCAUGGUUUAUCCUGUAAGAUCUGAAAAAUUAGAGAAAUAUAGUUCAAAAUGAAAUUACAUUUCAUUCAUAAAGAGAUUUUGAAUUUUUUUUUCUUAAAGAUUAUGGCAACUCUUAAGAUUCAUUCUUUCAACAACUCUAAAACAUACUUUAAAAUACUGUUCAUUGUAAAAAAAAAAAAAAAAAACUUUUACAAAUAUUGUAUACUACUUUGGGUCUUACCUAUUGAAAAUAAGAACUUUAGGGACUAGCGAGUGGCCUGGUGGUUAAGGCACUGAACUCCUACAUGACCAACUCCACAGUUCGAGUUCCGGA